AUUAACCAAAACCUAAAAGACAUCCUUGACCUUUCGAUGAAGAUUUUAAAAAUAUCUCCAAAUUUCUCUUAUUUACAGCUUUCAGAUUGCAUUUUAAUUUAAUGAUGGAAGAGGUUCGGAAAAAGAUUAAGGCAGCCUCAGAAGCACUGUCAAGUUUGCGAACCUCUUCUGCUUCUAAAAUAGAAAAGCUUUUGAACGAAGCUUUGAACGCCGCUGAAGAUGACAAACCUCUGCCUGAAGAGCAAGAAGCGAUUCCUGAAAAAAGGGCAAAGUACGACGAAGAUGUAGAUAAUAUGGAGGUUUCCAUUCUGGAAACAGACUUAGAUACUUUAUCGACUUCCAAGAAGUUUCAUGGAUCUACAGAUAUAUUAGAUGGCUCUUCAGUCGUGAAUUUAUUUAGGAUACUUGACGACCAAUAUUAUGAAUGCCCCCUGUGUAAAGAUGAGAGAACAUUGGCAACAGAUAUCGAGGGUCUAUUAAAUCAUGUGUUUGGAUGUCAUGCCAUCAACAAACAAAAUCAGGUAAUAAAAUGCUGUUAUUGCAGCAAAAUAUACGGGCUGCAAUCGAAGAAAUAUAGGGAUUCUGAGUCAAUGGCUAAAGCUCACUGUUUUCUAAACAUGGUAGAUCAUCUUAUUAACAUACAUGAUAUUGAACAACCGUUAUUCAUUUACACAUAUAAGUGCUCUGAAUGUAAUGUAAAAUGUUUUCUACCUGACCUAUGGAGGAAUCAUGAACUCUUCAAGCACGAUCGCUUAUCCCGUUUGAUUAAUAUCCUAGAGGAGGGUGGAUAUCAUGUCAUAGAAGCUAAAGAAUCAACUGAUACAUUGACAAAAUAUCAAGAGGAUAUUUAUGAGGAUCAGGAAACAGCUUUUCUAUUGAAAUCUACGAAAUAUUGCUGCUUUUUAUGCAAAAAUUUAUGUAGCACUCGACAAGACUUUCUCUCUCAUUUCAGCAAAGAACAUUUUGACAAAGACGUGAUUAUGUGCAAUCUUUGUGAAUUUUCUUCGAGCAUUUCGGAUUCUAAACAAAUCAUUAAUUGCCUAAUAAGUCUUCUUCAUCACAGAAAGGAUUCACACAAUCUCUCCUAUCCUGAUUAUGUUAAUCUCGUUAAAUGUAAAUUUUGUGCGUUUUCAGCUCCUAAGAAAGAGCUUGUGGAUGAACAUUGUAAGAUGGAUUGUACCCAAAAGCCCGAAAAUCAAGGAGGGGUUGUUCCUAUAAUUGAUCAUGUAAAGUACAGAAAAUCAGACUUAAUCGAUGAUUCUGGAAUACUCUAUUGCUUCUUAUGUAAUCCAAUAAGUGAGCCAAAGCGAACAACCGAACAGUUUAGUGAUUUAAAUGGUUUAAUUGAUCAUAUAUCAAUAACUCAUCUAACUUGCGAUCGAGACAAAAAAAGGAAAAGAACUUCCAUUGCAUGUCCUAAAUGCCCAAAAGGCUUCCCUUUGAUUCUUAGUUUACUAAAGAGCAGGGCAAUUCAACACGCAGCUUUGCAGUGCUUACAUCAUAUGGCUAAAAGUCCCGGACAUUCGGCAUUUGUGCCAAAUUUUCUUGUACAAUUUCAUUGUUCUUUGUGCUCAUAUACGACUGUAUCACACGAAUAUGCUAGAUAUCACAUAGGUACCCAUGAAAAGAAUGGAGAAUUUUAUGAAAGAGAAGCCAAGGAAGAAAAAGACAAUCAUGACAACAUAAUAAAUAGAUACCGACUCGAUGUAUUAGCCAAUUUUGGUCCCUUCAAUUGUUUAUUUUGUGAGAAAAUUUUAGACUCAUUACAGUCGUUAGCGGAACAUGUUUUACAAACUCAUGUUGUUAAGAAGAACUUUGGUAAAACGAAUUCUUACUUAAAAUGCACAUCUUGCGAAUUUGCGUCACCUCUCUUAAAAUCCUACAAAAAUUAUCAUACUAUAUCAGUUAAGAUUGCAUUAGAAGGAAUUUUAGAACAUGAAGUUACAAAACAUUAUCAACCACUUCCAAAUUGGGGACAAAUAUACUUUUGCGAUGAAUGCAGCACGAAAUUUUAUCGAAGAGCUGCAUUUUUCAGCCAUCUUAAUAACGCACAUGCAGUUAAAGUAAAGUUAGUAAGUUUAGUUAAGGAGGAAGGGAAAUCUGCUGUUGUAACACCCGUAUUCGAAAAUGAUAAAAAGUCUAAUAAUGUGAAACCGAAAUUGAACCACACAUAUCAUAAAAGCAACGAAAAGAAAUCGUUUCGAGAAGAUUUAGAAUGCUAUCCCUGUUUUAUAUGCAGCAACUCGGAUAGUUUUGAAUCUUUGGCAGAACUUCUGGAACAUGUGCGGUCAAAGCAUUGCAAUACUGGAAAUGAUGAUGCGAUAUUACUCUGUCAUAUUUGCAAACGUAAUUUUCGAUCUUCUAAACGUCUUUCUGCAAGAAGAUCUGUUGAAACUAUAUACAAUUCCCUCAUAGAGCAUUAUGUAACAAAGCAUCAAUAUGAAGCUCCUAAUUAUUUAAUAUGGUUAUCCUGUGAAAAGUGCGAGUUUCGAACAUCGUCUCUCAGACAAUUAAAAGCUCAUGAAAAAGAUCACGAAGACGAAUUUCGAUGUGCCGACUGUUCAAAAAAAUUUGAAAAUUUAGAAGAUUUUCGAGAACACACAGAGAAGGAAAACCACAAUUCAAAAAUGUGUCCCUAUUGUUCGAAAACGUUUUCAACGGUAGCCUUUCGCAUGGCGCAUGUACAAAAUCAACAUGAAAAGAAACGAAACUUUAAAUGCGAUGAUUGCACGGCAACCUUCUUUAACAAAGUUGAUUACGAACAGCAUUGCUUCGCCAAACAUAAGAAGCAAGUAUCUGAUAAACCCAUUUACAAUUGUGAAUCUUGUCAAUAUCAAACCAUUCAAAAAUAUUUGAUGAUGAAAAUAAUUUAUAAUACCCUGCAAUAG
Messenger RNA from Dimorphilus gyrociliatus, 2888 nucleotides. The record is from the annotation of a GenBank genome assembly. NCBI's taxonomy places the organism in Eukaryota, Metazoa, Annelida, Polychaeta, Dinophilidae.